UUUUAUCAACCCUGUUGUGCGCGGCGGACGGUCUUUUUUGCAGCUGCUGCAAACGUCGAUAAUCGAGCCUGAGCAUUCUCUCUCUCCUCGGAGCGGAAUUUAUUGAUUUUUCCCAUUUUGCGUCGUACAGCAAGUUGGUCACCAACGAUCCGGGUGCCUGUUGUGAAUACGUUCUUCCCUGCCAGCGACACGAAAGACUAUUAAUAAGAACGCAAAAUGGCUGCUACCGCUCUGGCCCACGAGAAAGUAUGGAUCGAUCGGAACGCCAUCGCCACGGCGGAGAAAAAGUACUACGAGUACCUGUCGAAGCUUUCCGUUGCGGAGAAGAAAAUGGAGCCGAACGAUGGCGUUGCGGCGGACGCGACAGAACCGAAAAUAGAACAGCCAAAAAAAGCGAACGCCUCGCAGCGGUCGCCGCCGGAGGCAACAUUACAGCAGCAGCUACAGAAUCCGGUCAGUGCUGCUGCCCCUGGGGACCCAUCGGUACCGGCUGCUGAUGCUCCGAAGCCAAAGAGGGACAAAAAAAAGCGCAACAGGGGCAAGAAGGAGAGCACUCCUGUGGCCGAUAAUGAACCUUCCGACUGGUGGAGCGAUGCCACACCGGUUGCCCCAGCGCCUCAACCGGAAGCACCGGUUGCCCCAGUAGCUCAACCGGAACCGGAGGCCGAGUUUCAGAAGGAAUGGGGCAAGAAAAAGUCGAAGAAAUCGAAGAAGUCCAAGUGGCAGGAAACGGAAGCGGGCGCGGAGUUGGUCGCGGAAAAACAGUACGACGAAAGCGCGAUGUUGGUGCAACAGCAGAACGCUAAGAACCAGAAGGAAAAAGAGAAUCUGUCCCACAAGCUGUGCGAUAACAUAACGGAGGAACUGAACAAGAUUAACUCCGCUCCGUCUCAAUGCACACUGGCGUCGGAAAUCUCAAAGGCCCGUCAGCAUAUCAAAAAUUCCCUCGAACGGAUGGAUGGUAUUGCCGCUUUGGCUGCUAGCCCUGGCGCGGAACUACUGGACCGUUUGUCCUCAGUGGAGAAGGAAAAUGAACAGUUGCGCUCGAUUAUUGACGGACUGAACAAUCUGGUUCUCGAUUUGCACGAACGCGUCAAAUCGCUUGAAUCCGGCAAAACGUCGUCGACGACCGCCAAACCUGCAGCCGCAGCUCCUGCGAAGAAGGCUCCGGCCGUCGAUGAAGACGAGGACGACGAUGUCGAUCUGUUUGGCUCGGAUGAGGAGGACGAAGAUGCUGCGGCUGCCGCGCUGCGCGAAAAGCGCCUGGCCGAUUAUGCGGCCAAAAAGUCAAAGAAGCCGGCCCUCGUCGCCAAGUCGAACAUCAUUCUUGACAUCAAACCAUGGGACGACGAGACCGAUAUGAAGGAGAUGGAACAGCAGGUACGCAAGAUCAGUGCCGACGGAUUGCUGCUCGGUGCCGCCAAACUGGUCCCACUUGCCUACGGUAUUCACAAGCUGCAGAUGUCGUGCGUCAUCGAGGACGAUAAGAUUUCGGUCGACUGGCUACAGGAGGAGAUCGAAAAGAUUGAGGACUUUGUGCAGAGUGUGGACAUUGCCGCGUUUAACAAGAUCUAAUGCGGACUGUUCGGCUCCCAGGGUACAUGUUUUAAUCGAUUUUAACGUACAGAAACACUCGCCAAUGGCGAACUUCACAAUGAUAAUGAGAACGUAAACAAACAAACAACGCUUGGUCGUCACAAUUCUACUCUCCAGUGAUGCAUCUUUCAAAUUGAAAGUAAGUUUAAUUAACAAUUGAAUAUUCUAGCCAAACACGAUACCGGGAGGGUGAGCCCCGAGGUAAAACCAUCAUUUUUCUCACUUUCUAAUCGUCGUCGUUAGUGCGUUCGGAAAAAAAGUAACUAAGAAAGCAAGUAGCGCGCUGUACACAACGCUUAACAACAACUAACUAUUGGCGGCUACGGGAACAUGUACCCGAACCGCAGGCGCAAGUUGAUGAAUGAAAAAUAUAAACUCUAUACGAA
Messenger RNA from Anopheles cruzii, 1982 nucleotides. Its product is annotated as probable elongation factor 1-delta. NCBI's taxonomy places the organism in Eukaryota, Metazoa, Arthropoda, Insecta, Diptera, Culicidae. The transcript has 5 exons. The coding region runs from base 217 to 1575 and encodes 452 amino acids. Gene Ontology annotation, biological process: translational elongation. Gene Ontology annotation, molecular function: guanyl-nucleotide exchange factor activity; translation elongation factor activity. The record is from RefSeq and is a predicted model, not a curated record. Gene Ontology annotation, cellular component: eukaryotic translation elongation factor 1 complex; cytosol.